CCUUCAACGAUGGUGAGAGAAGCAUUGGAAUUGAAUGGAUAUAUGCUGCCGAUUCGGAUUGCUUAAUUCUGCACUCCAUCUUCCCCCUCUAUCGAUUCUCAGCAGGCCUCCUUAUCUAUUUCCAUCCUUCCCAACUUGCCCUCCUAAACUCGCUAAAUUUUCGCAUCUGCCACUCCUCCGCCGGAACCCCAUUAUUUAUACCAGAACCACACUCCUGUGUACCUCUUCCCAAUCUUCUUCUUCAACGGCAAUGGAAGCGCCUCCCCAAGGUUAUAGAAGGAACGUCGGCAUCUGCCUCAUCAAUGAUUCGAAAAAGAUUUUUGCUGCUUCGAGGUUGGAUAUUCCCAGUGCGUGGCAAAUGCCGCAGGGCGGUAUUGAUGAGGCUGAAGAUCCAAGAAGUGCAGCCGUCAGGGAAUUGAGAGAGGAGACAGGAGUUAAAUCAGCAGAAAUUCUUGCACAGGCACCUUAUUGGUUAACUUAUGAUUUCCCACCAGAAGUUAGGGAAAAACUCCGGCAUCAGUGGGGAUCAGAUUGGAAGGGCCAAGCACAGAAAUGGUUUCUUCUUAAGUUCACCGGGAAGGAUGACGAAAUCAAUCUUUUAGGUGAUGGAAGUGAAAAACCUGAGUUUGGGGAGUGGUCAUGGAUGUCACCUGAACAAGUAGUUGAUCACGCUGUGGACUUUAAGAAGCCUGUUUACAAGGAAGUUCUUGCAUCUUUUGCACCCUAUCUUCAAUAGCCUUUGGUGAGUGCCGUCAACAAGGCUUAUUCCCAUUCUUCUUCAACUACAGGAACCCAUAUAUCAUAUCAUUUUUACUUGCUAGGAUGAAUGUUUCAAUGGCUGUAGGCAGAAAAGUGACUAGCUCUCCUGAUAGAAUGAUUUGAGUAAUGAUUUUCUCAAGUGUCUAUCGUUGAUCAUCCAUAUUAGUGAGUUUCCGUUCGGCAUCCCAUGUAAUAAGUUAUAUUUUGAAAUUUUAAUUUUAAUUUUA
Messenger RNA from Malus domestica (apple), 986 nucleotides. RefSeq names its product nudix hydrolase 26, chloroplastic. Gene Ontology annotation, molecular function: guanosine-3',5'-bis(diphosphate) 3'-diphosphatase activity; bis(5'-adenosyl)-pentaphosphatase activity. Gene Ontology annotation, cellular component: chloroplast. Lineage: Eukaryota; Viridiplantae; Streptophyta; Magnoliopsida; Rosales; Rosaceae. Gene Ontology annotation, biological process: nucleoside phosphate metabolic process; ribose phosphate metabolic process. The record is from RefSeq and is a predicted model, not a curated record.